Carcharodon carcharias (great white shark) is the source of this 3710-nucleotide messenger RNA. Its product is annotated as AT-rich interactive domain-containing protein 5B-like. The transcript is spliced from 7 exons. Bases 403 to 2751 code for a protein of 782 amino acids. Gene Ontology annotation, biological process: regulation of transcription by RNA polymerase II. The record is from RefSeq and is a predicted model, not a curated record. Lineage: Eukaryota; Metazoa; Chordata; Chondrichthyes; Lamniformes; Lamnidae. Gene Ontology annotation, cellular component: nucleus. Gene Ontology annotation, molecular function: transcription cis-regulatory region binding.
AAAUUUGCAGCGUGAAUCGGGUGAAUGGACUAAAGCAGAGAACGAGUGGUGAAGGGAUUCCGGGCAGAGCCUGCGUUUUUGGGGAUGGCUAAAACUCACUGAUUCUUGGCAAACUGCAACUGGCCGGCAGCACCCUGCACUCAGCAAGUCUAACAAGGCAACUCCUCAGCAAUGCCCGAUUUCCGUGUGUUGCAAAUGCAGUUAAUUUAAACUGUUUCAGUGUUUUUGCGGUAGUCUGGAUGCAUUCCGGGGCUCUGGUCUGGUUACUCUCUGGGAACUUUUGCAACCGCCAGACUGGAGGGAAGGUCUUUAAGGACGAAGGGGUAACCUGUCUAUUAUAACGGACGAGAUCUAGCUGCUUCAGCCAUUAUCACUGCUGACUCGGAUAAUCACCAGGCUGAGAUGCAAUGCGAAUUGAAAGAACUACCCACUGUACUGGUAGAGGACAAUGGAAUGGAUGGAGAGAUCCUUGAGGUGAACAAUCUGGAACCCUGCGACAUGAGCCAGCAGAACUUUCUCGUCGAUCUGUACAAGUUUAUGAAGGAGAGGGGCACUCCCAUCGAGAGAAUCCCGCACUUGGGGUUUAAGCAAGUUAACCUGCUGACACUGUACAAGGCAGUUGAGAAGCUGGGUGGUUACGAAGCAGUUACAACCAGCCGCCUCUGGAAGAACAUCUAUGAUGAGCUGGGUGGAAACCCUGGGAGUACCAGUGCUGCUACGUGUACCCGUCGCCACUAUGAGAGACUGGUUUUACCGUAUGAACGUCACAUCAAAGGAGAGGAGGACAAGCCAUUGCCAGCCUUCAAGCCUCGGAAGCAGUACAAUGUCAUUAAGAACAAGGAGGGGAAAGGAUCCAGUACUGAUCAGAAGGAAAGAAGCAAACGGAAACGACUGAAAGACAGCAUGCAACUGAGCAGUGAGACUAACGGGAUGUUUCCUCAAGUGGUUUCUGAAGAUAUAGGAACGGAUAAGAACGAACAAGUACCUGUGGACAAGGAGUCCCCAAACCCAAAGAACACUACAACUGGGAGCGAAGACUCCAAAGACCAGUCACUAAAUGAACUCACACACCAGAAUGGCUGUGGGAACAAGUCUGCAAUGCAAGAUGUAUCGAGAGCCAGCGAGAGGCCCACACGGAGUGGGAUAUCUAAAGAGCUCUGGGACACAAAUGGCCCCUCACCAGAAGCGGUCUCCAUGGCAAUGAUGGGCAACAAGGUCGUGGGUCAUAAUGGACACUGCAUCACUACUGAUGUGGCCAUGGGCCUGUCGGAGGAGUUGACUGGGGCACACACUGCCAUUUGUGAAGAUGACUGGAAUGUUUCUCACCAACCACGAGCAUCAUCAGCCAGUAAGGAUGACCUUCCAGCACAGUUGCCGCCUGAAGCAGACAAAAGUCACCUGUCCAUCCUUCGCUCCAAAAGAGACCAAGAAAUAAUGUCUCCUUUGGCCAAGAAGAAAUUCCUUGCUCAAGGCAAUGAUGCAACUUCCCUCAGCUUUAACAGUGUGGGCAUUGCAUCAACCCCUGCCAGGGUCAAGUCAAGACAGGGCAGUGAGGUCCAGCACUCGCCUCCUGUCUGUGGCUCCCCUCCAGAGGUGAGCAUUCACAGACCGUCUGUGAUUCAUCAUGUUCAACCCCCGAGACAAGGCCACCUGGAUUACCGCUCGGAGUGGCCCUUCAACAAUCAUCUGGCCAAAUACCAGCUUCACUCCUUGGACCGGAUCUCCUCAAUUGAUGGCCAAAAGGCACAGGAAGAAAGGGAUCCAAAAGGAAGGGCAGUUGAGCAUUCACAGUCCCCACAGUGCCUUAGCAAUUUUUGUUGCAGCCCGUACAUGCACGGGCUAGUGAAACCCUUUUUCCAUUACCCCAGCAAAGGGAGUCCUUUUGGUUGCUGCGCUAAUCAGAGAAACUUCAGAGAGUUGAGCAGCACUGCAGUCCCAGCUCUGACAACUGACGCACACAAGAUGGCGAGGCACUACGGGAGGGCGCACAUUUCAAGCGAUCAACCAACGGACCUCAGCCUCCCCCGAGCCAGUGCAGCCAACACACCCCAGACCCAGGUGUCCUGGGUCACAGAGACCAAGAACAGCUCCUCGGCACUAAGGAAGAGCUUGUUUACUGGCCAGGCCUCCUCUUCCUCUGAAGGCCAUCCCAAAGCCUGCUGGGUUCCACCCAUUAGUGUCACCCUCCCCCGGAGGGUUCCAGCCAAGCGGGCGAAGAGUGCCGGGCCGCCAACCAACGCCAAGAGCGGGCCCCCCAACUGCCAACUUGCCCAGCCUACACAGAGAAGCCAAAAAGAGCUGGACACGGCUUAUGGGAAAAAGCUUCGCAUUGUCUCCCCUCUACUCAUUGCUAAGGAUCUGGAUGCUAAGGACAGCCAGGGGGUUGUUGAUGGUAAGGCACUGGGUAGUGACCAAAAGAACCCACUACCUGAAGUUCCUACCUGGCUGCCAACAGCACUGACACCUCAGGAUCCUGCCUUCUAUGAGGGAGUGAGGACAUGUUUCCCAGCCAGCUAUGGCCAUCACUUGAGCCACAUGAAGAGCCCGACCCUCUACUCACCAUACAUCCCCUCAUUCACUGUAAAUUCUUUCAUGAUCCCAACCAUUCAAGGACAGGUGCUGAGCUCCGCCGGGCAUCCUCUAGAUCUGUACAAGCACUUGGCUGCAGGCACAUCCUACGAAAACCUCUAUCGUCACAGACUGUACACGUCUCCACACUUGACCCCUUUCCAUGCAGGCCACAAACUAUAGCCACUUGAGCUCUGUAAUGACAGUUCUCCACCACCACCCUCCCAAUGGUUGUCAUUCCUCCGGUUAAAGAGACUCAAGAACUCAGGGUGUUGAGCCGGAGCAUGGUUUGUGAGGAAUGGGUGCAGAAGGAGAAAUAGACCAAUGCAGACUCUGAAUGGGGUGGGCUGGAGCACCCCCUAAACCUCAACUCCACUGCCCGUGGGCCAUGCAUGGUCCAUUCUGGGCAGGAUGCCAAAAAUUCGGUGCUCAUCAGAAGUUUGUGCAAGUUUUUGAAAAUGUAAAGUGGACCAAUUGUGUUUGGCUAGUGGAGUAAUACUUUAACUUGCAAGUGUUUGUUUCCAAUUUGAAGAAGCCUCUCAUAUUUUCAACUGGGUGAAGAUAGGAAAAAAAGUUGCUUUCUUCACCCAAAACUACUUAAGGGACUUUAAUUAGCCAACAACUUGGAAGGCUGAGACCUUUGACCCUAAGGGUAAAGGAAAGGGUCAGAAUCUCCUCAGGAAACGAGCUCUGGAGCCAAUUUCAGCAGCUCCUGUGUAAAUAACCCUCAGAAAUAUAACAGAAAAAUGUCUGGAGUCAAAGAAGCUUGUUGAGAUUUUGCUGCAGAGCACAGAAGAAUUCGAAUCGCAAGUUCCAAGCGAUUGCAAUUCCCAAAUCUUGCAUAGAACUAUUUCCAAAACAUGGACCUUCUGAUGUGAUUUUAUAUAUAUAAAAAAUGAAAAUUUGAAAUAACACAUCUUUUUGUGUGUGAGUAAAAUAACAAAGUGUAUUGACUGAUUGUGAGAUAUCUGUCUGAAACAUCGGAACAGGAGGAGGCCAUUCAGCCCCUUGAGCCUGUUCAGCCAUUCAGUGAGGGCCUAGUUGAAAUGUAUCUUAAGUCCAGUUAUAUUUAUUCCCUUAACUAACAUCACUAAAACAGAUUAUCUGGCCAUUUAUCACAUUGCUGUUUGUGGGAACUUGCU